This is a messenger RNA of Paralichthys olivaceus (Japanese flounder), 1831 nucleotides long. RefSeq names its product ubiquitin-conjugating enzyme E2E 1 (gene ube2e1). Gene Ontology annotation, molecular function: ubiquitin conjugating enzyme activity. Gene Ontology annotation, biological process: protein K48-linked ubiquitination. The record is from RefSeq and is a predicted model, not a curated record. Lineage: Eukaryota; Metazoa; Chordata; Actinopteri; Pleuronectiformes; Paralichthyidae. Gene Ontology annotation, cellular component: nucleus.
UGCUUGUGUUGGAGCUCGUUGUGUUUUCACGGUUUGUGUGUUGUACGAGGGGGGGACGCGCACGUGAGUCCGUGAGAGGAGCGUGUGGAGUCGGUUCAUCCUGACGCUCACACCCGCAGCUUUAACCCCGGGGAGCCUCCUCAUGAGCGGCUGUCUGGUCUCAGUGGACCGCGAGUUAGCAGCUGCUGCCGCCGCCUGACCCGCUCCUCCUGCGGGGGAAAGUUUGCUUCCUCUCGGAGGCUGCGGAGCUGAGCUGGAAGUGUCGGGACUCUACACCUCAACAACUGCGACAUCGCCCCGCCGUCGACGUGCCUCCUCUGCCUCGAUCCGGUCCCGGUUGUUCCCGUUGCCUCCUCACAGCCGGGCCCUUCCAGCCCAACUCCUCCAGAACCGGAUCAUUGUCUUUGUCGCAGCCCGACGGCUCUCAAAAUAAACUGUGCAAACACGAGCCGGGCUCAGUAUGUCGGAUGAAGAUUCCCGUGCCAGCACCGGCUCUUCCUCUUCCUAUACUCAUCAGCAUCAUCAUCAUCAGCCGCCGCCGCAGCAGCAGGAGGAGGAGCAGCUGACCCCCCCAAAGAAACGUGACAGCAAAGCCAGCAUGAGCAAGACCUCCAAGCUCCUCUCCACCAGUGCUAAAAGAAUUCAGAAGGAGCUGGCCGACAUCACACUGGAUCCACCGCCAAACUGCAGCGCCGGCCCUAAAGGAGACAACAUCUACGAGUGGAGGUCGACCAUCCUGGGCCCUCCAGGCUCCGCGUACGAGGGAGGAGUGUUUUUCCUGGACAUCGCCUUCACACCAGACUACCCCUUCAAACCACCCAAGGUGACGUUCCGCACCAGGAUCUACCACUGUAACAUCAACAGUCAGGGGGUGAUCUGUCUGGACAUCCUGAAGGACAACUGGAGUCCUGCCCUCACUAUCUCCAAGGUCCUGCUGUCCAUCUGCUCCCUGCUCACUGACUGCAACCCUGCCGACCCCCUGGUUGGAAGCAUCGCCACACAGUACACAACAAACAGACCUGAACAUGACAGGAUAGCCAAACAGUGGACCAAACGCUACGCCACAUAAUCACCAGAGGGGCUGCUGCUCGGAUGAGUCAGGGAUGCUGUGGGGGGGAUUUUUAUCUCAAAAGUCUUAACUCCUGUCUUUUUGUUGUCAUUUAUUUUAUUUUAUUGUCUCCAGCCUAACUAUAAUCAAAUUUGUCAAUAAUGCAUUUAAGGUUUUCGCUUGUUUUUUUUUAGCUUGGGCUUGAAGGAUGAAUGUAUAUAUACUAAAAGUUAAGUAAAAACUGUCACAGCAGGAUGCCCUAAUUCUGUAUAAAUUCUCACAUGCAUUAAAAGUUCUGGUUGGAGUUUGCUUCCCCCCCCCAUAGUGUUUGACACAUGUAGACAUGUUUGGAUAUGGAUGGAUCCUGGUUGUGACAUGUGCUCUGUUCUGAUGACAAGUUGUUCCCUCUCUCCCUUAAAGACUUAAACACGACCAACUGAAGAAACAUCCAACUUGGUUGAAUCGUUUGAAACAUGUUCACUUCACCACCAGAAUAAAGCUCUGACAGGAUGUGUUAUGAAGAGGUUUUAUUUUCAUUCAGCACAUUUUAAGACCGAUUAGAGCACAGAGCAGUUUAAUGUUAGUUUGACUUCAGUCUUGAUGUCACUACCUCUGUUCUACUAGCAGCACAAUAAUGUUUUUACUAGGGAUGCACGAUAUGGAUUCUUCCAGCCGAUACAGAUAAUUUCAUGAUUCUUAAAAAGAAGUUCAUAGCAUUUAGUGUUUGCACACCAGAGGGUUAAAUUGCAAAAUAUAGUAAGCAGAAUUAAAAUCCUGUUAACA